CAAGCUAAAGUUAGGCUAAUUUUUUCCAUUCAUUUUUUUUUUUCACAAAAUUUAAAAGUGCAUGCAUAGUGUUAUUUUCUAUAAUAAUUACAUUGAAUCUUUGACCAAAUCACCCUUGAGACACUCCUGCCUGCUUUUAUGCAUUAAAACUUUCGUCCUGUUUCCACCUAAAUCCGGCCUUAGAAUGCAGCGUGUGUUUUGAGUUUAUUGCAGUGAAAGCUGCCACGACGCAGUGCCUGGUGCGGCCUCUUACGGGAAGUCGUGGCGCAACGUCUGUAGGAGCUGUCUCGUCAACUGAUAGUGAAGUUUAUGUGACAUUGUCAGAAGAAGAAUUCAAAUAAAGUGUUACCACAUUUUGCAAUCCAAGAUAACACAACCAGCAUGAUUUAGGGGCCGUUUACAUGGUGAUUUCCGAGAAUACGACAAAUGUUUGCAUUUACAUGGUUCCUUCGAAUGAUGUUUCAAUGGCGUACCGCAAGCAACACGUCACUUCCGCUCAUUAAUAUUCAUGAAAUUAGCUACUGUUGCUAAGUAGGGACAAGCCACCGUUUGUCCCUAAUAGGAAAUGAAUGGAAAUCGUGGACGAUGGAGAUGUUUACAGAGCUAAAUCUACCAAUUCUCUCCGAAAAUGAUGUGCCUGGUGCCAAAUUGACUGGCAAAGAUGUGGAAGAACAUAAAAGUGUUCAGUUAAAGAGAUGGCUUUAGUGUCAAAGGCUGAAAAAGACGAAAAAAACGAGUCGACCUAAGCAUAGCGUUAGCUUUUUUAUCGACGCGACUGACAAUGACGUUCCUGUUACAACAAGCUAUCUUUUACCAUCAGCCCUGUCUUUCUUAUAUAUCCUCUGGUUGUCCUACGUCUUUUACCGUUCUUGGGGGUAAUUUAGUUAGCUUUGUGUAGCGAUCGCAAAUGCUACUCAGUGACAGCCAACGAACACUUUUAAUUUUUUCAUUGAUAACACAUCUUAAUUCUAUAAUUUAUUUACACUCCCCCUUUACUAAAGUUGUUUUUUUAUAUAUAUAUAACAGAAACUGUAACAGUGGCAGUCAGAUACCAUUGUAAUUCUUUUCAGGUCAUUCAUUGUCAGACAGAAGCAGUACGGCACAACGUUACGCUAAAAAAAUAAGUUAAAAAUAUAAAAAUGGCUUACCUCUUUGUCCUAAGAAAGACCAUGCCAACGCAACAUAGUAUUUACUGCAUAUGAAAUGUGAAUGGAUUCACCGAGCUGGUGUUAAAAUCCGUGCAAGUUGAUUCGGUCUUCACAUUUUUUCCUCCCGAGUUUUUGGUUUCCGGAAACAUAUGAAGAAAACAUCCUUCAUGUGUCAUAAUGUCUAGAGUCGUUUCUACAAGUUCCAAAAAAGCAAUGCGUGAUCGGGAUGUUCGUUUUUGAAAGAUUACCGGAGAAAAGUAGCACAAAUUACGUUGGGUCUAUGCGAGGGCGGGUCUAUAAUGUCCCACUUCGGCUUUACUUCCACUUUACGAUGCGACAUCACGGUCUAAAAAUAGCCAUUCCGCGUGAAAACGAUGUUGUAAUCAUGCCAGGCCCUAGGGGGCAGUGCGGUUAUAUAAGGCAACAACCAAUGAUAAACUUCCUUGACAACAACCACCUCAGUACGGAAGACAACAUACCUGCCCACUCGAAGCAAUGGCGUCCCUGCGUUUUUUUCUUUUGCUUUUAAAGGCACAAAAAUGCGAACAUUAAAUAUAUUUAAAUUAAAAAUAUUAUAAAAAACAGUAAAUUAAAGCCGACGUUCUGCCAUGUUUGCUGUUUUGAAUGUUUAGUAGCAGUGACUGCGCAUGUCCAAAGUGACGUGUGCGAGUGCUGAUGUCAUCGGAGCAACUGUGUUCGAUUUAUAUGGUUGCGGAGCAAGCCCCCAAUCAAAUCGUUCCGCUUCGGAGGCCGUGGUCAAAAGUUAGCCUCUUUGCCUUCCGUUUUCGCCAACAUCAUGUAAAAGUGAGGCCAUUCUGCAACACAAUCGUUGCGUCUUGGUGUCGCAGUUUCACCAUGUAAAGUGAAGCUCAUUGAUGGCAUUUACCAAUACAUAAAUUGGACAAAAAAAACACUUGCUUAUCAGAAUAAAGAAAUUCAAGACACCAAGUAGUUGGCCUACAGUCUACCAAACAGUAAGCCAUAUUUGCAUAGUGGAAAGAAAACAUUUAUUAAGGUUUUUUAAACCCUAGGAUUGGCUGGUGGCCAGUCAAGGGUGCACCCAACCUUUCCCUAAGUCAUUUGUGACACUAUUGAUGAGAGCUAAAGAAAAUAGAUGGAAAAUUAAGUUAUGUUACUUAAAAGAGGGCCAGUGAUGUUCCUACAGAUUACGACUGUGAUAACUGACCUGGAACAGAUAUGGAAAAAUCGUUUAAACAAUUAGGACCUCUUGAACUGUAUGAUAUCUCACGGGUGAGUGUAGGCCAUGCCGCGUGAUGUGUCAUGCCGCUGUCAUGUUACUGUAGGACUAAAAAGAGGAUUUCAUAAUAGAAGGAGUGUCAGCGACACGCAUGUAAUUGGUGGUCUUAUGUUCACUUGCUGGGGGGUUCAGUAGCCUGAGCUGACGUUAGAACAAAGAGGAGUCAUCUGGUUUGCAUGAGCACCGCCGAGGCUUCCCAUAGCGGGCCAGCACCACUUGAUCCGUGGUUUCGCUCUCCUGCAAGCCCAUAUUUCUUCCCACAGGAGAUUGCCCUUUUUGUGCACGGCGUGGAAUUAAGCCCGCUGACUUACCGACACAUUGCUAUGGCAACUACUCCUGAGACCCAGAAGCCGCCGGGCGGACGGAUGCACGUUAGCGCAGAGGUCACCAUCAGUUCAUUCAAAUCUCAUGUUUGUUCCCAAGAGUUUAUUAUCUGCGGUGUGUCAAGUCACAGGCCGUUAAAGUGACAGUGGGGAACCGCAUCCAGAUCGCGCUGUUUGCUUUGAGGGCGUAACAGGGUUAACCUGACAGUGGGGUCAUCUAUUACUGGUGCUGGAUUUUGUGUAUAUAGGGUAACCGUAUUUUGAUUUUUUAAAAAAGAGGACACUCGGCCCAGCCUCGAGAUACUUAAAUUUUACUCGAAGUUCACUCAAAGAUGCCUUAUCACUUUAAUAUAUUUAAAGUGUGCCUCCUCCAUCUGGAUAGAAAAAUUCAGUUUUAUAUUUAAAAAAAAAAAAAAGAAUAAUAGCUAUAUAACUAAAGACACAAAUUCAAAUUCUCAGAGGUUACUCAGCAGGCUUCCUAAAACGGGUCGGCAACCCAAAAUGUUGAAAGAGCCUUAUUGGAACAAAAAAGACAAAUAUGUCUGGAGCUGCAAAAAAAUGGAAACUCUUAUAUAAGCCUUAUAAUGAAGACAACACUUGCUAUAUGAUUCUAUAUUAGCUCUAUUAGCCUAAUAUCAAAAUGACCAAGUUGGCUACAUAUGUAACGAUUAAUCAACUGACUUGAGUAAUUUGAUUAGAAAAAAAGCUUCAAAUCAAGUUUUAAUGCUUCGAGGAUUCGUUUAAUGGGAGUGGCGUUGUAAAGGUUUGUUUUGAAAGUGUUUGCAUUUAGUUUUAUUGAUUUGGGUGGAUACACUGCCCUCUAGUGGCAACAUUUAAUCUGACAAAACUCAUCUAACAUGGCUGAAUCCAGCUGCUCCCUGUUAAGACCGACCUAAGGUUGUAAAUUUUGCUUGAGCAAAUCUGAUUGUUGAUGCAUUCGUAAUUUAGUUCAGAAGUAUAUUUAGCAGUUUUCAUGGAAAUAUGUGUUUGAACUAGGGGUGUCAAACGAUUAAAAUUUUUAAUCGAGUUAAUUACAGCUUAAAAAUUAAUUGAUCGUAAUUAAUCGCACUUAAUCGCAAUUCAAACCAUCUAUAAAAUAUGCCAUAUUUUUCUGUAAAUUAUUGUUGGAAUGGAAAGAUAAGAUACAAGAUGGAUAUAUCCAUUCAACAUACAGUACGGUACAUAAGUACUGUAUUUCUUUGUUAUAACAAUAAAUCAACAAGAUGGCAUUACCAUUAUUAACAUUCUGUUAAAGCGAUCCGUGGAUAAAAAGACUUGUAGUUCUUAAAAGAUGAAUGUUAGUACAAGUUAUAGAAAUUUUAUAUCAAAAUCCCUCUUCAUGUUUUCGUUUUAAUAUUUGUAAACUUUUCAAUAAAAAAAUAAACUAGUAGCCCGCCAUUGUUGAUGUCAAUAAUUACUUACACAAUGCUCAUGGGUGCUGAAGCCUAUAAAAUCAGUCGCACCCAAGCGCCAGCAGAGGGCGCCAAAACUCUGAAAAACACAAGUACACAUUUCACUGUGCUGUCAUUUUAAUCUGUUUGGCGGGGCAUUUGUGCGUUAAUUGCGUCAAAUAUUUUAACGUGAUUAAUUUAAAAAACUAAUUACCGCCCGUUAACGCGAUAAUUUUGACAGCAAUAGUUUGAACGAUUUGUUAAGAGCAUUGUUUUUAAAAAAAGCAUUUUAUAGCAUUUAGGAUAGCAGACUUUUGCUAGCAAGCCAAUUGUUCUUUUGUUGUUCGAUCAUUAUUUAAUUUUUUUUUAGACUGUUUGCAGCUAAGGAACUGUAAGGUACUUUUUUUUUUUAAUGCGUUUAUUGCUCUUGUGAAAUGAAACUGCAAUUCUGCAUAGUUUGAAAAAAAAACACCUUGGAAUUUUAUUUUGUAUUCGCAUUUAAUGCUCUUUUGAAAGAGCAAAUUUGAGCCAGCCUUUGUUUUACAUUUCCUAAAAUUGAUUCUGUAAGGCAUUAAAGGUUCCCAAGCCGAUUACUCGACCUAACUGAUAGACGAAUCAGUUACUUAAAGAAUCGAUAGCUGCAGCCCUAUGCAAAUACAUAAUAAGCUCCAUUAUUAAAUGUUUAUUUUCCCUGCAGUGCAUCCUAUAGAGAAUAAUGCACUACGUGACUACUCUGCUGUGCGAUGCCGCCUCAAACUUAACUUUAUUACAAUAUUAAUUAAUCAGAAGAAUAUUAGUGUCAUGUUUGUCUUUCAACGAAAACCAUUUUAAAACAAAAAAUAUAUUUCCUCCUUCAUAUUUUUCAUUUUCAAAUUUAAAAAAAAAAAAAAAAAAAAAAAACUCCGGGGAGCCACUUGGGCAGUACUAAAGAGCCGCAUCCGGCUCCAGAGCCACGGGUUGCUGACCACGUCCUAAAAUAAUAGAACAAUAAUAGCGGGGACGGAGGAACUGGAAGUAAACAAUGAUUUUUAAAAAUGCCUCGUCUGUAUUGGCGAAUCAACCUUGAACACAAUAAUAGCCGUCUUUUCAAUUUUUACUGUACAAAUAAAAAUUCUGAAAUACAUUGUAUUAGGCCCGUACAGCGUACUACGGGGGACACUGUACACCCCCCACCCCCACCCCCCAAAAAACCAACAUAUACACAUACAAAUCAGUAUUUUGAUUCAUCUUACCAUAAAGUUUCUCUACUAGCUAGUGCUAAUGGUGCCUUCAACCACAACAAAAAAAAUAUUUUCAAGAUUGUUUUUUUUUUUAAUACAAUGUUUUAUUUCAUGUCAUGUGUUUAUAUUUAUUUAUUUAAUGAUAUUCGAAAGUUAUUUACUGAAUGAAAUGCAAAACCCUUGAGAAUGGACGAGCUAAUUUGUGUCUAAAAUUGCAUCCGGGCAUUUCCGCCUCGCGCUAGCUCCAUAGCAACAGCAGUGGAGGCUCGUGGGAAUUGAUGUGUUUGCGGUCCUGAAAGAUGCAGCGUUCUGUUAAAAGUAAACGGUGAAAUCUUCACCCGAACGCGUCACUGCCAGCUCUAAGCAAAUAAAUGUAAAAGUUAAUACUAAUAAUAGCUUGACCUUUAUUAUAGUUUCUAAGCAUUGUUUCAGUCUGAGUCCUAUUUAAAACUUUUAUGGAUGACGUUACCCGCGAUGGAGCCUAUAAAUCAGUCCGUGAACGCACCGCACUUUGCCUGCUGUCAAGAGUUUGGACCGCGGCUGAGAACAUGUCGACUCCGCUACUUAUAGAGGGAGGCUUCACAUGGAAUAGUGUGUCGGGACGCUCCGUUGGUCUGAAGCCCAUCCCGCUCCAAAGCCUCUCUGAACUGGAGCGAGUUCGUCUACAGGACGUUGCCUUCAGGCAACUCCUCCGGGAUCGCGACUUGGGCUGCCACGUCACCAUUCCCAAAUAUGGUUACAAAUACAAGAAGUCGCUCAGAUGUAAGCUGGAUUCACUUUCUAAGGAGAAGAGUAAAGACAAAGAGGCGAUGACGCCCCAAGCCUUUAGCAUCCCGCUGGAGCAGGUCAUCUGCAACGACCGCAAGCACAAGCGGCGCCACGACGCGCCGCUGGAGCAGCACUGCGACCCCACUGAGCUGGUGCUGUCCUUCCUCCACUUUACUUCAACCUUCAAGAAGACCAACAAGGAGUUUUCAAGCAGCAACUCGUCCCUCAGCUCCAAUUCAGAGAGUCCCAAUAAAUCGCCAUUUGCUCCGGCGCCUGAUGCGGCCCCACGGACUCGCAGGAGGGGCGGCGUGUCGGUGGACUGCAUCACCGACCUGGAUGAUAACCAGUCGCAGCUCUUGGAGGCCCUCCAGCUGUCCCUGCCAGUGGAAGCGACGGGCAAAAACAGGAAAAAGAGGCAUGACAAAAAGCUUAGCCUCAACCCUAUGUACCCUCAAGUCCCCAGGGUGGUUGAACUCUGCUGUCAGCACCUGGAAAACCACGGUUUACAGACAGUGGGAAUUUUCCGUGUGGGGAGUUCCAAGAAGAGAGUGAGGCAGAUGCGUGAAGAGCUGGAUCAGGGAUGGGACCUCCAUUUAGACGAACAGCACAGCGUUCACGACGUGGCAGCGUUGUUGAAAGAAUUUUUCCGCGACAUGCCUGACCCUCUGUUGACGAGAGAGCUUUACACGGCGUUUAUCAACUCGACAGUGUUGGAGCGAGCUGAGCAACAGAAGGCCAUCCAGCUGUUGAUGUUCUUGCUUCCUCCCUGCAACUGUGACACGCUACAUCGCCUUCUCUGCUUGCUCUCUGCUGUUGCUGCCCAUGCUGAAGAUAUGCUAGAUGAGGAGGGACGCAAGAAACCAGGAAACAAGAUGACAUCCUUAAAUUUAGCCACAAUCCUUGGCCCCAACCUCUUGCACAAGCAAAAAAACCCCGAUAAGGAGUUUGCGGUCCAGAGUUUAGCCCGCGCCGAGGAGAGCAGCGCCAUCAUCAGGGUGCUCCAAACCAUGAUCAAUGCGUGUGACUCGCUCUUUCUGGUUCCUGCUGAGCUCCAGAACGAGGUGUUGCUCAGUCUGCUAGAAACCGAUCCUGAUGUUGUUGACUACUUACUGCGGCGGAAAGAUACACAUUACUCCAAUUCUGACCUGGUUGGACCACUCAAGUCGUCCCUGAUGGAAAGGUGCUCCUCCAAUGAGUCCAUGUCCAGUGGUGAGGCUUCCCCCUAUGACAACAGCUCUCCCGUUCUAUCAGAGAGGCUCCUUCAGCCGGAAGACGAUGAGGCAAUCUUGGAAAGUGACGCAAGAACCUCGCCUACUAUUACGACAGAAGAGGCCUUGGAGGAUCACUUCUGGGACUCCUGGCAUCCACUUUUCAGCAACAACGUUAUUGACCUUAACAUCAAUGGCUCCCUGGGAGACAUUUCUGAAUGGAAGUCAUUUGGCUCAUCAGAGGAGCUGAGCGGUCACCAAGGAAACAACAAGCUGCCCGUCAGCCCUACGCAAACCUCAUUGGAUGCUUCAGAACGUAGGCCACACCUCACUGUGGCUAGCAGCAACCUAUCCGGAGCUAUCUGCUCCGACGACCUGGCUGACGGGACGGGACAGCCUGUCAAUGCUAUCCUUACAGAAAGAGAAGAUUGCUUGUUUCGACCUCUCGGUGAGAUGCGCGUUUUCUGUUCCGGGCCUUCCAUCAGUCAGAGUGUGACCAACAGAACUGCUCCAGAACGGGCCUCGGGUAAAGCAAAUGGUCAUAUAUGGCAGAUCCUCUCCCCAAACAAUGGCGAUCCAUUGCCAGAAACUCUGGUGUGACAAACUCAUGAACAUUUGUUGGUCCAACUUUGGUGACUGUUUAAUGUGGAUCCCUUUUUGUACAUAUGUAUAUUCUUUGUAUAUAAAUAAUGCCAAUUUGAAUGAUAACUAUUCUAUGCUCAUGCAUUGAUCUAACCUGUUUGCUCCCUAAGUUUUAAUAAUAAAAUACAUUUCAGGCUUGUUUUGAUUAGUGCAUUUUAUAUUUAAAAGACUGACCUUUUUAUGUUAAUAAAUUCUCUACAAUUUUUUUUUGUAACUCACGCAUUGAAUAUACAGGUAGCACCCGGUUUACGAAUGACUUCCGUUCCUGCGCUGGCGAUGUAAGUGUAAGUCAGAAUUAACCCUUUAAAUACUUCAAAACAGUCUCUAAAUGAAAAAAAAAAACUAUACAAAAACAUGUUUUAUACACCAUUGUGCUGUCCUUGCCAAAACGUUGGAGCUAAGUCCUAGCUAGAUAGUGAGCUAAUCUCUGAAAUGACUAUGUCAGACGUCUGUGUGGUUUGCUAACUUUAUUCAGCUGCUCACGACGUCAACACUUGCAGAAUGAAACUAAAAAUGAAAUUAAACCAGUCUCAUCUUCAAUAGCAGCAAUUCAAAUUUGAGUACUGUUUAAAAGUAGCUGCUGAUACAGCAAUAACAAACGAUUAGCAUGUAUCAGCGUCCGCACAUCAUCAGAAAUGCACAUAAGCCCGAGGUAUUCGACCACAAUUGAAAACGCACAAUAACAGUACAAUAGGGGUUAUAUACA
Molecule: messenger RNA, 8664 nt
Organism: Corythoichthys intestinalis (scribbled pipefish)
Lineage: Eukaryota; Metazoa; Chordata; Actinopteri; Syngnathiformes; Syngnathidae
Product: rho GTPase-activating protein 6-like
Exons: 13
Coding region: 5796-7916 (706 amino acids)
Biological process (GO): signal transduction
Source: RefSeq, a predicted model, not a curated record